UGCAGCAAGGCGGGCCCUGCGGUGCGACCCGUGCGAGACCCUCCCGGCGCCGGCGGCGGGCCCGCGCGCGGCCUGCUCAGCCGAGGCCACCCCGCUCCCCGCGGCGCACGGAGCCCCGCGCGUCCUCAGGCUGGACGCCCUCCGCCCGCAGGUGAAUCCAGACCCAGGAGGAUGAGCCCUGGUCCCCGCGCGAUUCCUUCCUCCGGGCUGACGGAUGGAGGGAAGCAGCUCCUGCGCGGUUCCCUGCGGGGCAGCUGGUGCGGAGAGCGGUGCUAGUCAGGCCGGGAGCAAGCCUGCGUCGCCCUCCAGAGACGUGCGCAAGGGUGGCACUGGGGUCGUCUUCUCUUCCUCGGAGACUUUGGACUUGAGUCAAAGUGGUCUUCACCAUUUAGAAGAGAUCUUUAAAAUUCCUAACCUCAGACAAUUGCAUCUUCAGCGCAAUGCCCUCUGCACGAUUCCUGAUGACUUCUUUCAGUUGCUCCCAAACCUCUCGUGGCUGGACCUCCGCUACAACAGGAUCGCAGCGCUUCCUGCUGGGAUUGGCUGUCACAAGCAUUUGAAAACAUUGCUUUUAGAAAGAAAUCCUAUCAAAAUGUUACCUGUGGAGCUGGGGAGCGUGACCACCCUGAAGGCACUGAACCUGCGGCACUGCCCCCUGGAGUUCCCGCCGCGGCUGGUCGUGCAGCGGGGGCCGGUGGCCAUCCUGACCUUCCUGCGGGUCUGCGCGGCGGAGCAUGUCUGCCCUGGAGAUCUCAUUCCUCGAGUUAAAAAGAUGGCCAUCAGUGAGCUUCCGCAUCCCCUGUUGGAUUUAUCUGAAGAGCGUGUGCCUAACAAAGAUACCAUCUGUUCCCAGGAGCCAGAGGGACCCAUGUUAACAGAAAAGGCAGACUUUUUCCCACCUGUUGAGAAACUAGACCCGCGUGAGCCCGGGAGGUCCAGUGAGCCUGCGGAGGACUGGCCGAGCGAGGAGGAGAUCAGGCGCUUUUGGAAGCUGAGGCAGGAGAUCGUGGAGCACGAGCACGCGGGAGUUCUCGAGAACCAGCUCCUGCCGGGAGAGCUGCCCCCAAACCUCCAGGCGGUGCUGAGUGCCAAGGAGACGCGGCACCCACACCCGAGAGCCGUUCUCAGGAUGAAGACGCGCACCUUGAAGGGCGUCCUGCCCAAACUGGCCACAUCACAGCAGGCCCUGGGCUGCGCCGGCUGGCUGGAAGGGCGCCGGGGCCUGGCCCUCCGGGAGCUGCGGGAGAAACGGGCUCAGAUGCAGCAGGACAGGAGAGACCCGCGGGCACCGCAGGAGAGCAGGGAGCAGGCCCAGAGGAUGACAAGGAGGAGGGAGGAGUGUGGCCGCCCCCCGCCCCCGCGGAAGCACCUGGUUACAGAGCAAUAUGGUAUAUCAUCACUCAGUUGCUGUGUUUUAUAGCAUGGAAAUUAAAGAAUAUUUGUAGAACCGGGAGUAGUUAUUUUGUGGAUAUCGACAAACUGAUCUAACGUGUGUAUGGCGGCAAGAGACCCAGAACAGGCAGCACGACACGGAAGGAGAGCAGAGUCGGGGGACUGACGCUGCUCAGCGUGAAGACUUUCUGUGAAUUACAGUAAUCAAGACAGGGUGGUGCUGGUGAGAAAAGAGACAGACGGGUCAGUGGAACGGAGCAGAGAGCCCAGACGUGGACGCACGCGAGGACAGCCCGCUGAUCCGUGACAGACGCGCAGAGGCCACAAGAUGGAGCAAGAGCGUGUUUUCCGCGGCUGGUGCCGGGCCACGCGCACGUCCACGCGCCACAGCUGAGUCUAGACGCAGACCUCGCACCUGCACCGUGUUCCCUCAGCGUGGCUCACUCUCACCAGACUGUGUACCUUGACUAUGUGUGGUAUGUUAUAUAAAUUAUAUCUCAAUAAAGCUGUAAAAAAAACGGGUCACAGACCUUAAUGUAAAAUGCAAAAAUAAAAAGCUCCUAGAAGACAACGACGUAGGAGAAA
This is a messenger RNA of Hippopotamus amphibius kiboko, 1977 nucleotides long. It is a transcript of the gene LRRC27, whose product is annotated as leucine rich repeat containing 27. Bases 215 to 1420 code for a protein of 401 amino acids. The transcript has 9 exons. Gene Ontology annotation, molecular function: protein binding. The record is from RefSeq and is a predicted model, not a curated record. NCBI's taxonomy places the organism in Eukaryota, Metazoa, Chordata, Mammalia, Artiodactyla, Hippopotamidae.